This is a messenger RNA of Tarenaya hassleriana, 974 nucleotides long. RefSeq names its product 21 kDa protein. Gene Ontology annotation, molecular function: enzyme inhibitor activity. The coding region runs from base 53 to 676 and encodes 207 amino acids. The record is from RefSeq and is a predicted model, not a curated record. The transcript has a single exon. Gene Ontology annotation, biological process: negative regulation of catalytic activity. NCBI's taxonomy places the organism in Eukaryota, Viridiplantae, Streptophyta, Magnoliopsida, Brassicales, Cleomaceae.
CCCAACCUCAAAGAAGCGACGGUCCGGGAAAAAAUACAAAAAAAAAAAAAAAAUGAAAAUCUUAUCUAUAUCCCUUGUUCUUCAUCUUCUUCUCCUCCAAGUCUCCAACACUUCAGCCACGAACCAAACCACAAAUAAUCCAAACCAAACCGACGUAGAUUACAUCAAAACAUCAUGCAACGUAGCCCUAUACCAAACCCUGUGCUACUCUUCUUUAUACCCUUACGCCUCUCUGAUCGCUUCGAGCCCCGAUAAACUCGCCAUUACCGCCCUCAAUCUCACGCUGUCGGAGACGAAAUCCUCCCGAAAAUUCGUCAAAUUCAUCUCCCAUCGCCGUCAAGGAAGCCUCACGCCUAGAGAGGCUUCGUCCCUAAAGGAUUGCAUCGAGGAGAUGAGUGAUUCGGUCUACGAGCUCAAAGAUUCGAUUAGCGAGAUGAAGGCCAUAAACUACUCGAGCUUCGAGAUGGUUAUGUCGGACGUUCAGACAUGGGUUAGCGCCGCUCUGACGGACGAGGACACUUGCAUGGACGGUUUCGAAGAAGCUGGUGGCGGUGGUGGAGGAGAAGCGAGACGAGAGGUUAAGGAUUUGGUACGUAAACGUAUAGACCGAGUUGCUCGUAUCACGAGUAAUGCACUCGCUCUCGUCAAUAUGUACGCCUCCACCCACCGAAACUGAUCAUUUUUUACGUACCAUCAAAUGAUAUAUAAAUUUUUUUAUAGAACAGUUGUAUACUAUAUGUUGAAUCCCCAUUUGUGAAACAAGUUUGUGUGUAUGUCCGUCCGUACUAUGAGUCUAUAUGGUUGUGUAAUUUCGUGCUUUUUUUUAGUUGUAUUCGGAGAUUUAUGUUUUAAAAUGUUUGUAAACUACAUGGGGAUCCAAUCGGGGUAAGCCAAAUGGCGUAAGUGGUGGAAUGGCCGUUGGGGAGGAAGAAUGUAAUUUAAUUGCAAUAAAAUUGUUUUCGAUUCAAGAUAUA